Penicillium salamii is the source of this 1104-nucleotide messenger RNA. The record is from the annotation of a GenBank genome assembly. NCBI's taxonomy places the organism in Eukaryota, Fungi, Ascomycota, Eurotiomycetes, Eurotiales, Aspergillaceae.
AUGGUCGCCGCAUCCAAGAUGUCGGCUGCGGCCGGUGUUCCCGUUCCGGUUGAAUACGAGCCUGCUCAUCUUGAGAUGUUGCUUUUCCGCUACAUCGAAACCCUUGAGAUUCACCAUGCCUCCAGGGUGCUCUCGCGCUGGCCUCCUACCUCGCCUCCGGGAGAGUACGCUGCCCAGGUCCUCAGGGAGCUUCCGAGCAACUACUUUCAGCAGCCUCGCCUCCUGCCAACUGGUCCGCGAUUUGUUUUUACUGCCAAUGGCCUGUCUUUGUGCCGCGUUGAUAAGGCUCUUCCCAUGCAAAUCCUUCACCGCGAGUCCACCACUGGCUUUGUCGGUCGGGAGCUGGCUGCGACUCCUGUCUUGCCUGCCCCAGUGGCUCAACGUCGCUUGCGUCCCCUGAACAGCUUCAUGAUUUUCCGAAGCUUUUGUUCACCUCUGUUUCCCAACAUCCCGCAGAAGAUCAAGUCCAUUGUCAUCAGCCAGAUGUGGGACGACGACACUCUCAAGUCUCAGUGGGCAAUCUUGGCCAAGGCUUACACCAUCCUUCGUGAUCACUUCCUUGUCCGCAGACCCUGCCUCAAAGGCUUCGUUGAAAUUUGCGUGCCUCUCAUCGGUCUUGCCAAUGCCCAAGGUUACCUCGACCUGUGCGGCUGGGAAAUCCACUCUGAGGACAACAGUAUGAGCCUGGUGAAGGUUAAAAACUCUACUCUGUCUUCAGUGUUCUUGCCAAACCCUCUGUCCGUCAAGGAGGUUGUUGAGAACUGCUUGGAGGCCGGCUUUGCGGAGGCGCGUGAUGAGGAAUGGCCCAAGCACGUUCUUGAAUGCGGCACGGUCUUUGCUGUGGAGCAGUCUUAUCAGGGAACUGUCCACGAGCCUCAGAACUGGGUUCGGAAGGACGUGCCUCAGUGGCCCAUGGAAGAGUUUGACGUCCAUGAGAUGUACUCUCAAGUGGACGCGCAGGGAUUGCCCGUUGUCUACGAUCCAGCUGAUUUCGCCUUUGACGACGACGCUGAUAUUUUCCCUGGAGACAACGCACCCGAAGCGCCCUUCAACGUUGAUACUGAGUUCCUCGAUGACAUCGAAAUUUCUACUCAGCAGUACUAA